GGCAGCGACAUUCAAUGUUCGUCAAGCUGCCAGGCGCACGCCUUACCCUUUCGGGCCUAAGCAGUCGGAGCACCCCCAUCGUAGGCCCGGAUUUAUCAUCUCAGUGCUUGAGCCCGACAUCGCGACGGCACACGCACACGACACUCGCUCCGGCCUCGACCUCACUCUCGACGCCCCAAUUCCUUCUCCCAUUCGAAUCGCCGACCGAGAGAGUACAGGGAACAGCUCGCGAUCAUGUCGUUCCGCCCCGGCUCCCGCAUCUUCAGCUCCUUCCGACCUUUCUUCCAACGCGCAAAUGCCCGCCGACAUGCAUCGACUGCGGGCGCUGAGCCCGCUGGCUUCCAAAAGUUCUGGAACAGCCCCAUCGGUCCCAAGACUGUCCACUUCUGGGCCCCAGUAAUGAAAUGGGGCAUGGUCCUCGCCGGCGCCUCCGACUUCUCCCGCCCCGCCGAAUCCCUCUCCUUCACCCAGAACUUCGCUCUCAUGUGCACAGGCGCCAUCUGGACGCGCUGGUGCUUCGUCAUCCGCCCCAAGAACGUCGCUCUGGCUGGUGUCAACUUCCUCGUCUUCUGCGUUGGUGCCACACAAGUCGGUCGCAUUUACAUGUACAACAAGAGUCUGGAGAACACUGAGGGCCAGGCUAAGGGCGAGAUGCUGGAUGUUAAGCACACUGCUGAGAAGGCCGAGAAGAAGGCCGAGAAGGCGUUGAAGUAGAUUUGGAAUUGCAGAAAAUAAGGUUGAGGGAGUAGGCGGUGGACUCCCGGUCGGAAAGCUGGACAUUGGUUGCGGGCAGGAUAAGGAAUGGGAUGAGAUGGAUGUAUAUCUACUACGGGAUUAUGUUGGAGCAUAUGCACCAGCAUGUCAGUAUGAUGAUGACCUUUUUGCUUCAAGUAGCAAACAAAUUCAACGAUCAAAAUCCUUCACGUCGACAUUCGAAAGUUUUGCAUGCUCGGAUUUUUUGGAUCUA
Alternaria rosae is the source of this 967-nucleotide messenger RNA. RefSeq lists its product as uncharacterized. The coding region runs from base 235 to 714 and encodes 159 amino acids. The record is from RefSeq and is a predicted model, not a curated record. Gene Ontology annotation, molecular function: pyruvate transmembrane transporter activity. NCBI's taxonomy places the organism in Eukaryota, Fungi, Ascomycota, Dothideomycetes, Pleosporales, Pleosporaceae. Gene Ontology annotation, biological process: pyruvate import into mitochondria. Gene Ontology annotation, cellular component: mitochondrial inner membrane. The transcript has 2 exons.